Molecule: messenger RNA, 2354 nt
Organism: Paramecium octaurelia
Lineage: Eukaryota; Ciliophora; Oligohymenophorea; Peniculida; Parameciidae
Source: the annotation of a GenBank genome assembly
AUGCCUUAUAACAUUUAUGAUUAAUAACUAAGAUAAUAAGACCGACUGUUAGCCAAGUUCUAAGAACUUUUUAGCAAGCCAUCACAUUAAACUCGUUUGCACAAAAGUGAAGCCCUUCUCAUAGCAACUUUAUUUCUCCUUGAAGGAUUGGCACAAACAACAUUAAUGCUGAAUACUUCACUUGUACUGAUAUAUUUGCUAAACAUCAUUUACUCAUCAAAUCCUUAAUAAUUGCAAAUCUUCACUCUAAAAUGGUUUUUAUUAAGUAAAAUUCUAACAUCUAGAUUAAUUUGGGCAUUAGUGUCAGAAAUUAGUAUUGAAUAGUUGCGGCUAGAUUUUGUUUUGUUUUGUUUUGAGCUGCUCAUUAUAGUCAUCAAAUUUAGGAUUUCUAACAAUAAAAUAGCCAUAUUGGCAGGCACUCUGACAUUGUAUAUAGGAUUACUACUAAUAUUGACAUAGAAAUGCGAUGAUAUUGUAAUACUCAGUUGGAUUGGAAGUUUAUAUGCAAUGUGGGUAAUCUUCAAUAACCAACUGUAAAUUUAAGAAGAAUAUGAUAGGAAGAUUAAGGAAUUUGAUGGAGAAGCUACAAAAUUAAAGAAAGAAACAGAGAUGUCAUUUAAAACCAUAAUAAUUGAAGAUUAAUAAUAAUCUCGUUAAGAAGAAUUAUUAAAAAAAUUGCGAUUAUUAAAAUAUUAGAAAUUAUUAGACAAAACUGAGCACAUCUAUUUAGAAGAGAAGCUCUUACAGAAAUAAUUGAGUAAUCCCUCCAGAGUCUUAACUGUACGCAAUUUGCCUGACGAUGACGAUAAGAGUUCCAUCUAAGAAAUUGAAGAAACUUCUAGUAAGAAAUCACCAAGCAGAAGACCUUUAAGAUUGAAUUCCAUUAAUGAAUCGUUAUCCUUUGCUCACACUGUUGGUCAUAGCAUGAAUAGGGAUGAAAUUAAAGAGGAUGACGACAACUUUCUAUCUUUGGAUGACCUAAAUGAUUUAUUAAAAAUAGUGAGUGGCAGAAAAGAACAUUUGUGGUUACCCUCAUAUCUGAGAAGCACUAAGAAUAUUGAUUCCAGAGGGUCUGAAUCUUUUUCACCUGAGGCCAAGAAGUAAAUUUAAUUUAUAUUAUAGUUUCAUACUUAAUCAUUUUACAGAGCAUGAAUUUAAUUUUUAAUUAUUAUAAGGUGAAACCAAUAUUCAAGAGCAUCAAUAUUUCAUAGAUUCCAAUCAUAAUCAAAUGAAAGAGUGCUUAAAUAACUUUAAUUUUGAUUUCUUUGAAGUAAAUGACCAAAAUAAAUUUAUUAGUUUUAGUUCCUUCAUCUUUCAAAAAUACAAGUAAUCAAUCUUAACUAUAUGUUAGCAUCAAUUAGGUACUCAAAAUUAAGGAGAAGUCUGUUCAAAUUGAGUUUUGUCACAGAAUUGAAUCAUUUUACAUGCAAAACCCUUAUCACAAUUCUAUUCAUGCAAUGGAUGUGGCUAACUCAGCAUCCUUCUUUUUAGAGAAUGGUCUGGAUGUCACUCCCUUUGAAUAAUGUUGCUUGAUUAUAUCUGCACUAUCGCAUGAUGUGGGACAUCCUGGAUUAAAUAACGGCUUUUUGGUUGCUUCUCAAUCCAAAUAAGCAUUAAUAUGUAAAGAUGAAACCAUUAAGUAGAUAAUGAUCAAAGUGUAUUAGAGAGUUAUCAUGCUUCUUUGAUGUUUCAUGUAUUGAAAGAUGAAAAGGCAAAUAUCCUUAAAAACAUCAAUGAUGUUGAUUAUAAAGGAUUUAGAAAGUACUGUUUAAAUCUAAUAUUGGACACUGAUCUACAAAAGCAUUUUCCAUUAUUAAAUAAAUUCAAGAACUUUUUAGCUUUAGGUUCAGAUAGCCAAUCUGAUGAGCAAACGAAGUUACUCAUACUCUCCAUAGCAAUUAAAUGUGCAGGUAAGAUGAAAAUUAAUGUAUAGAUGUUGGACAUGGAGCAAAAUAGUUGAAUUUGCAUAAGAUUUGGAGUCGUAGGAUAAUUGAGGAAUUCUUCUUGUAAGGAGAUUUGGAGGCUUAGGUUGGUAUUCAGGUGACACCUAUGUGUGACAGGAGCCAAAGUGUGACAAAGUCCCAGGAAGGCUUUUUAAAAGCUAUUGUGUGGCCUUUAUUCGAUGCCUUUGGGGAAUUCUUGAAACAGUAUGAAGAUAAUAUUUGAUUCUUUUUAGUGAGAAUUUUAGAUAGACUUGUUUAGAUUAGAUAAGUGUGAAUAUCUAAUAUUGGCAGUAGCAGUAAUAGGAGGAGGAGAACAAGGGAAAAGGAUACAAGUGUUCGUUCUUUUAAGAUACUAAUAUCAUUAGCAUCCCAGUAUAGAAUAAAAAUAUGAUGUUCAAUUUAAAUUGGUGA